Messenger RNA from Daphnia pulicaria, 810 nucleotides. Its product is annotated as blastula protease 10-like. The transcript is spliced from 5 exons. The record is from RefSeq and is a predicted model, not a curated record. Bases 68 to 532 code for a protein of 154 amino acids. NCBI's taxonomy places the organism in Eukaryota, Metazoa, Arthropoda, Branchiopoda, Diplostraca, Daphniidae.
UCUAACGUCUCUAUUGUUUGGGACAAGCGGAAACACAAUUCCUGCAGUGCCCUCAACAACAAACACAAUGUCCAUUGGCUUUCAAUGUUCCGCCAGUAGUAAACCCAGCAGCGCCAUAUACAAUUGGCAGGCGACUUUUUCAGUGACGAGCGAAGGAAAUUCUUGUUCUGCCACUGAUCCAGCCUGCGGGAAUAUGUGCACCAACGUGACGUCAGCGGGCACCGGUGUUGUCCAGUCUCCCAACUUCCCCGCCGACUACGGGAGCAAGAGCAAGAUUUGUAAAGUCAUCAUUAUCGUGCCAGCAGGAAAGCGAAUCCGUUUGACAUUCACCACCUUCAAUUUGGAGACUGGCAAAGGUUCCAUUAAAGGUAACGACAGAAUCACGACUUAUUUGGACAGUGUAACCGGAAGUACAAUUCCUGACGUAGUCACCACAACAUCCAACGUGAUGCUUUUGCAGUUUAUUUCCAGUCGCAGUACGAAACCCAACACCGCCAUUUAUAAUUGGCAGGCGACUUACACUGCUGUGUAACGGUAUAGACGCAACCACAUCUCGGCUCACUAUUACAAGAAAGAAAAACAACAAAAACAAAGAUAAAAUAGCCGAUUAAAAUUUUUUUUUUACUUUUCUUUAACUCGCUGUAUUUUAUCAACACACAGCGCAGUGAUUUCAAAUGAAUUUCAACUAUAUUAUUAUUAUCAACAAUUGGCAAACAAAUAAAUUGAUUUACUCCCCAAAAGAUCAAUUGUGUCAAUUAACCUUGUCGUUUAUAAGUUGCCCUUCCUUCUUUGCCGUUGUUGCGUCAAUAG